This is a messenger RNA of Dermacentor albipictus, 2304 nucleotides long. RefSeq lists its product as uncharacterized. The record is from RefSeq and is a predicted model, not a curated record. Gene Ontology annotation, cellular component: nucleus. Gene Ontology annotation, molecular function: sequence-specific DNA binding; zinc ion binding. Gene Ontology annotation, biological process: oocyte development; regulation of transcription by RNA polymerase II; spermatogenesis. Lineage: Eukaryota; Metazoa; Arthropoda; Arachnida; Ixodida; Ixodidae.
CAUGACUGGGCGUUUUACGCUAACGGACGCAGCCCCAUACGUCGACCGACCGACGGCAGAUCGAGAUCGUCGCUUCCCAGCUGCAUCGUGGCACCCUUCACUUGCGAGAGACCCGACAAUUCUGUAGCCCAGUCGCCGACGCUGUGCUUGGCUCAGCCAGCCCGUGACCUCGCCACGACCUCUAGGGACGCCAGACGUCUAGAGUGUGCUUCGUCAUCCACCGCGAGACCCAACGGGCGCGCAACUUGCACCGCAAAGACGUCGUCGAAGCGAUGACUGCGCGCAGUGACCGCAGCUCUUCGGACCUCCGUCGCGACGACUCUGUGUCUGCGUUGUUCCUCGGGGCAGCUCCUCCGGCACACACGCGACGUUUGGAGGGAUUCCACGAGCAGAGAAGAGUUCCGUACAACAGCCGGUAUUGUGAACCGUAUCAACAGUACGCCUGCCCGCCGUAUGAGUAUCUGCGGCCUUAUUCCCCUGGCAAGGCGAACCGUGCUCACUGGAGGGCCACUGGAAGUACAUGGUACCUUGCGGACAGCUUCCCUGCCGAUAUCAACUCUGGACUUUUGCCUACGCCGUCGCAGUAUACGGAGUUGUUUCCGCAGGACCUAGACUCGGAACCUUUUGACGCCCCCGGUGAGACAGAAAGGCUUAUGAAGAUUCAUUACUUGGCCGAAGAGAUAGUGGCCCGCGACGCGGCCAUACUCUGCAACCGCGACGUCGUGUCGACGGACGUCGACGGCGAACCCUGCUCAACUACAGAGCCGACGAAUCCUGCCACGCCGUCGGUGGCCUCGCUGAGCUUGAAGACCCUGGCAGAGUCGUCGCUUAUGCCCCUGGCCGAAGCAGCGGGCCAUUCAGAUCGUGUCGUCGUCCAGGCCUCGCCUCCCGCGAGAGCGACGUCAGCGGAGUCUUCGAAGCAACCGCCGGGUGAACCCGCCGAGACGUCGCCGCCUAUGCCCGACGGACCAGAAACCGUCGCGGACAACUCGAACGGUUCGCCAGGGGAACAUUGCUCGAGUGCUGCGCCGAUUUCGUCGCAGAGCGGCGGUCGUCGAAAGAAGGCGAUUCCACGAAAGAGUCCCAGUGCCGACGACCCCAACUUCAAGGGCGCCGUGGUUCACAUGCGUCUCCAGCUGGUCAACGGAAUGCCAAAGCUGAAGAUGGAGCAUUACUUCAACAACAUGCAGCGACGAGGCGUUCUAAGACCGGACUACGCCGAGAUAAGCGAAUCGGAGGACGACUUUGAGUACGCCAGAAAGGAGGACGUCGAACAGCACGAUAAACAGUGCGCAUCUUGCGCCACGAAGUUAACACCGCUGUGGAGGGACGCCGAGGACGGCACACCGUUGUGCAAUGCGUGCGGCAUCAGGUACAAGAAGUACAAAGUACGCUGUACCCGCUGCUGGCACAUUCCCAGGAAGAACGACAACACCCGGAGCGACUGCAAAGAGUGUGGGGGCACGCUGCGCUUCGUCGUGCGAAAGUCGUGCGGCUGAAAGAAGGCACUUUGUUUGCAUCUCGUGCCAGCACGAGUUUGAUUUAUUCGCUUUGCGAAGCGCCCUGCAAGCAAUUUCUGUAUAGGCGCUUGUAACACUGCCAUGCACAUACACUCCACUCCUUGUUUGUUUCCUGGUUGUCGAAGAAAGACCUACGCUUUUCAUAAGAGAUCAAUAAAGGUUCCGGUUACUGCUUAGUCGUCCGAUGCAGACAAGAUCUGCUGCUGCUGUUGUUGUUUACCCUUGUGAAAUACGUAAUUCAAUAACUACCUAAUAGGGCGAGGUGGGAACUAUAUAUUAACGAAGUCGAGAGUAUGACGGAAGCCCGUCUGGUGGGGUGAUGCAUACGUAAAAGGAAGAGGUCCGUACAUCGACCACAACGGUCCAAGAAAUAUAUUUACGUUUCGGCUCCCCCACGGGAGCCUCGUUCACUAUGAAAUUUCAAGUGAAUGAGGCUAUCUGCCACAGGCUAUGCCUGUGCCUGUGGCAGAUAUCGUAAUUCUUGUCCUCGAGCUAGAUUAUUCGGUGAGGUGGACAUCACUAGCACGAGAAGUCGAAGCACAUAUUCAGCUUAUUAACAAAAAAGUCACUAAUUAUUUUUACGACACAUUGCAAUUUACAAAUUGUAGUUGGUGAGCCGCUCUAUAUAACGUCAGGCGUGCCACAAGGCUCCGUCCUUGGGCCGCUUUUAUUCCUCAUUUUUGUUAAUGAUAUUUCUGUGGGUAUUUCAUCGCGCAUGCGUUUAUUUGCCGACGAUUGUGUUUUAUAUCGGCAGAUUAGGGACGCAAGUGAUGGCGUUUCUUUG